Messenger RNA from Vitrella brassicaformis, 5083 nucleotides. The record is from the annotation of a GenBank genome assembly. NCBI's taxonomy places the organism in Eukaryota, Vitrellaceae.
GCCCUCUUUGACUCACUCUCUCAGUCACUCAUCUGUCUGAGUGGAGGUGACGACCCCGAUGGCAGCUGUCUUGGGUCCGUCGCACAGCAGCACGGGCAUCGACGGGCACACGUACUCAGGCCGGCACAGAAACAAAAAGUUUAUGUGCGCUGUCUCACCAGUCCUGAACGAACAAUCAUUCAAUCAAGCAAUGAAUCACACCACACAGACCGGUGAGUACACAGGGGCCUUUUCUGUCUCUUCAAUGUCGGCUCCCUCCCUCCCUCUAUCCCUUGUUUCUUCGUUUGUUGCGCACCUGACGCAUUGGGAAUCAGUCAGGACACCCGUCACCACCACAGUCUGAUCGAGGGCAGGAACAGACAGACAGACAGGGCCAGGCCAGGCCAGGCCAGGCAGGCCCCACACACAGCCAACACAUGCAUCCAUCCAUCCAUGAAUGAAUGUCGAUCAAACAGUCACUCAGUCAAUCGCCAAGGUAUGCAUUGCAUGCCCCCACCUGCCCCCCAACCGACCCUUUUGCCCACCCACCUGUCUGAUGGAGUGUAGGUGUACGACAUAUUCUUUCUUGGGUCUGAUGCCGCAGCCCUGUUCGAUGACGGUCAUGACGGCCUGGAAGGUAUAGACGGGCCGCGGCGGGUCGUGGUUCCACUGUGUCAGGUUGAAGGCAAACAUACCCGCACGCAGCGCACUGCGACUCGACGACCGCCGCCGCAGACUCCUGUCGUCCUCACCACCCUGGUAAUGGUCCUCCGACAAACCAUCAUCCCAAUCGUCAUCCGAGUCCAAACUGCUGCCGGUGCUGCCCUUGGACUUCCGCUUGCCCUCCUUGCCGCUCCUCGACGGAUCUCGCCACGCACGCCGGCUGGUGGUGGGCGGUGGGGGGCUCGAGUCGGGCACUUGAAGCAUCUUGGGAGACGAUGGCGGGGGCCCCUCGUCGGGCCGGCCGGCGGAUGGGGAUGCCGCAGCAGGACCGCUGACCUCUGGUCGACGGGGUGAGCCGGCGGUGUGUUGCUUGGCCCUCCCAGCCGGCUGCCGACGGUCGACGUCUUGGUCUUGUUCUAAGGGGGCUGGUGAGGGAGAGUCAUCGGGCUGGGCCCCGUCGAGCGGCAUGAGAGGGGGUGAGUCUGGCUCGGGUAGGGUGAGAGCCAGGGGGGUGUAGGCCAUGCGCCAGUUGCCCCCAGACUGGUGCCGCCGCGACGCCCCCUCCUUGAAGACGUUGGGUGACGACGGCUGGCUGGACGCCUGGCCUCGCUGCGGGAAGCCGGCGGCGUGCAGGGGGCUCUCGGAUGAUGGGCCGAUGGCUAGCUCACGGCCGUUGGGCUGCUGUGACGCGACGACAUUCAUGGCCGUCAUGGCUGCCAGGAAGCCGCGAUUGAUGCUCACACCUCCAUCAGAUGGCGGGGGUGAAGACACUGCGCGCCCAAUGGGAGCCGGUGCUGCCGCAGCCGGGGGAACACUCUUUCCCUCGAUGUCGUCCUUGUUUGCCGCGUCGGGAGGCGCUGCUUCUUCCUUGGGCUCAGCCGGCAUUGUUGGUUGAGUUGGCUCUUGAGUGGGUGUGUCUGGUUGCUGUGCCGACUGCGGCGUGGCAUCGGAAUGGCCGACAAAGGGAAACGACACCACCGACUCGCCGCCGUCCGUAAACUCGAUGGCAAAGGAACUGAUUGAGACAGCACAGCCACAGGGAACAAUCCAUGAUCCACUGCCAGGCCUGCCUCUUCCUUCGGUUCACGCAUCAGUUGUGUCUGUGUGUACCCUACCACUUCUGCCCAGCGUAGGUCGUAUCGACAGGCACUCUGCAAGCCAAAAGAAUGUACGUACGAAUGACACAGAGGAUGGGCGGUGUGUGUGUGUGCAUGCAGUAUCUAUCUAUCUCGUAACAUCUGCUGCUUCCCUCUAGCUCCUUCCUCGAGUUAGUAAGUGAGUGAGUGACUGGUUGGUUCAACCGACCUGUUGACGUGGAUGGAUUUGACGAGUAUGGGUACCCAGUGGUGAGGUCCACACCGCUCCACAAACGACAGAGGGGACAGACGCGGCGACUGGGACGCAGACGGACGCUUGCCCUUCCGGCCAGUGCUGGGCGGCGGGGGGGCACUUCCUGCUCCUGUUGCUGCUGCUGCUGGUGGUGGUGGUGUCUCGUCUUGUUGCUGUUGUUGUGUGUGUUCGUCGGUCUUGGGUCGGUCGUCGAGCUCAUCGUGGAGCGCCGUGAACUCAGAGUGGGUGAACGGACCGCAGUGCAAUAUGUCCUCUGAAAGCAGAGGAGAGAGAGAGGAGAAGAUUGAAGUAUGUACGUACGUCCGUGGCUCAGGUAGGUGUGGGGCAUCCAUCCAUCUGCACCGGUGGUUACUGUGCUUACGUUUUGACACACUGCCGGUGAGCAGCAGCCCGCCUAUGACGAUACCACUCACACCUGAGGGAGACCACACGCCAGCCAACGGACCAACGUCACACAUGUUAUGGGACGAUAGAUACGAGUGAGGGAGUGACGUGACCCAGCCGCUGGCUCCAGCGGCUGCCCCCUCGGUGACUGACUGACUGACUGACCGUGCACAUUGGGGUAUAUUUCGUCAAUGAGGAACUGGGCUGGGUGGGCACGGCGCCUCUGCCACUCAACCGACGGGGGCACCACACGCAAGAAAUUGCGGAACAAGUCAACCCCAGUGCCAUCCACACACGAUAUCUGACACACACGCAGACGGCAGACACAGAGACUCGUCCUCCCUCAGUCCACAUCUGUUUGUUUCCCAGGGCAUGUGUGUGUGUCUUAUCUUACGCACCCACCCGGAAGACCGGAAUGCAGUGAGGGUUGAGUGUGAGCUUGAUGUCCCGAUUGCCGCCGCCCGUGUUGUCCCCCCGUUUGCGGUGUUUGUUGACUACCAGAGGCGAUGCCGCCCUGGCAUUGGCCGUCGGGGACGGCGGGUGUCCGUUGAGGAGCUGCUCGGCCGAGGGUGAGAGGGGCAGGGUGGGGUGGCCGCCGGGCACGAUACCGCUCACGGCCAUCAAGGGGCUGGGGUGGGACGCGCCGGGGGGGCCGCGCGGUGGCGCUGUGGUGGUGGCGGAUGAGCUCACUGACAGCUUCCGCAGCACCGAACUCAGCUGGGUUGACGACCGAACGUCAUACGGCGUCAACCCCUCGGCUCUCAGCAGCACAUGCACCUGCAGACAUUGUCACACACGCGCGUCUGUCCUGCAUUGCAUGCACACAAGGCGGGGCGGCGAUCUGUGUGUAUCCGUGUGCACCUUUUUGACGGCAGCGGCGAGUUGUUGGUCGGUGAGUCUGUCGACCUUGGUGAUUCCAACGAUGAGGGGGCACUUGAGGGAGCGGGCCAUCCGCACGUACGACUGGUUGACAUCCUUGAUCAUGCCACUGCCCGAUGAGGGAUGCUCCGGCUCAUUACCCCCACCUGGGGCAGCGGCGGAUGGUGGGGGCCCCUCUUCGCCCUCGGUGUGAGCGUCGGCCGUUCCGCUGGUGACAAGGGCCUCGGCCGAGAUGACCAACAGCAAAUAAUCGGGGCUCUGACUCAACACACCUGCACACACACGCGCGGGCGACGUGUGUGUAUGAUGGAGAGGUCAUCCAUCCAUCCGUCCGUCCAUUCCAUUCGGUUCCAGUCAGUGCGUCCCACCCACCUUUGAGUGUGGUUUUGGAGUAUUUUUGGUGUCCGGCCAGGUCGAUGAGUGUGAGUAGCUUGGCCGAGUCGUGGAUGAUGUCGUCCUCACUCAUGGAACGCAACUUGGACGAACAAUUCACCAGCCGACCUGCACACACAUGUUGGUUGGGAAACCCACACAUGGAUGGAUGAUCCAUGCCAACAAGAGGGCCCACCGCAGCAUAAUCCGAUAUUGUUUGUUAUCAUCUCUUCUGCGUGUGUGUCUUGCCUUGCCCGUGUGCAGUGCACGUGUCUACAUGUGUAUGCCUGCGCACCUUGGUAGUCGAAUCCGAUGAGGUGUGAACUGAUGGAUGAGGUCCGCCCGUGCAGCACCUCGUGACGAUGACGAUACACACGAACCUUACCCCUGUGCACACACACCACAUCAUAACAUAACACAACACCAACACACACUUUCUCUCUCCGGAUGCUCUGCGUAGGCCGAGUGUGUGUGUGUGUGUGUGUGUGUGUAUGUGUGUGUACCUGCCGUUGUCGAGCAUGUUGCUGGUGAGCACCCCCACCAGGGUGCUCUUGCCGGCCUGGGAGUCACCGACGACUGCCAGCCGUAUGUCGACUCCUUGCACUGCGCUCGUGUGGUGCCACUGAAUAUGCACAUCAGCGAUCUGAGCAGCCAGCACACACAGGUAGGAAAGACAUAUAUGCAGCGCCAUCCAUCAUACUUACGGGAGGCAGUCAGUGUCCAUGUUAUGUAUGUAAUUGUGUAUGUGUGUAUGCGUGCAAUGCAUUGUAUGGUGUGUCUGUCCGCACCUUUCCCUCGGCCCCCUGGGUACAGCUGCGGAUUUCAAAAUCGGCAUUCAGCUGAUGGGCCAUCUAUACGCAGGUUGGCACACAGACACACAGGCACACAGACAGACGAUGUCGGCGACCAUCCAUCCGUCCAUCCGUCCGUCCAUCAUCCACCUCUCUGUGUGCGUGUGAUUUCACUGCGCUCUCUCUGGUUACCUGUUGUAUGGUUGCGAGUGUUUCCUGCAGGUCCUUGUCGCUGAGCCCCUUUGGGUAGCCGUUGUCCUCCACACCCACCUUGUAAAAGGCCUCACCAUUGCCCUCCUCCAACCGAUACUGGGGGUGGUGUGGUUCACACACACAUAACACACAGCCACACAGACAUAAUCAAUUGAUCGACACCGCCUCUCUGUCUGUCUGUCUGUCUGUCAGUCUAUCUGGCUGACCUUCAUUUGUGUGGUGAGGUGCUGGAAUCUUAGAUCCGACACAUUGCAGAGGCGCCACUUGUAUUCUGUGUCCCCUUCAUCCUCUUCUGGCGCCAGCACACCGCUGCCCGACUCAUCAACAGCUGCAGCAUCACCAGACAUCCCCGCGAAAUUGUCAACCAACCAACACUGAUGUCAGCCAAUGCGGCAAGAUCUACAUCGCCGGACUCAUCGACACGCCCUCUGCAGGGGGGUGGCCGAGGAACG